Messenger RNA from Olea europaea var. sylvestris, 1305 nucleotides. RefSeq names its product ethylene-responsive transcription factor ERF024-like. The coding region runs from base 391 to 1110 and encodes 239 amino acids. The transcript has a single exon. The record is from RefSeq and is a predicted model, not a curated record. Lineage: Eukaryota; Viridiplantae; Streptophyta; Magnoliopsida; Lamiales; Oleaceae. Gene Ontology annotation, molecular function: DNA-binding transcription factor activity; DNA binding. Gene Ontology annotation, biological process: regulation of DNA-templated transcription.
UUUUUUCCCUGAUGUACAUACAUUCCAUUUAUUCUUGUAAAUGGAAUGGAACAGGAAGAGCUCCCGUCAUUCAAAUCAAAUCACUUCCUAAAACUGUAUUAAAUAAUUCCCAAUUGACAUAUGCAAACUGUCGAUGAGUUUAACAAAACCGUGAAUUUCUGCAAAAAUCGCCAUCCAACCCACAAAUCCAUCAAGUUUCUGGGUUACACCCCAGAUCCUUAUUACCUUAUCAUUUUUAUUAACUGGUUUGCACUUAGGAUCUAUCUACCAUAUCCAUAUUCUUGAGUUAGAACUAACCCACCCUAAAAUCGUACUUCCAUAAAUGGCAGCCGUAGUCUUUCCCCUGAAACGUCAAUUUCAUCGACAUGCAGUACAAAUAUUACAGCUACAAUGUCACAAUCUAGCAGUACUUCGCAGUCACAGGCGGCAACGGGUGGUGGUCCACCAACCGAAGCUGCCAAUUUUGGCGGCCACCCGGUUUAUCGUGGGGUGAGGCGCAGAAAAAGUAGUGGAAAGUGGGUAUCUGAAAUCCGGGAGCCGAGGACACCAAAUAGAAUAUGGCUUGGGUCUUAUCCUACUCCAGAAAUGGCGGCGUUGGCCUAUGAUGUGGCGGCGCUUGCUCUCAAAGGUAAAGAAGCUGAGCUUAACUUUCCAAACUCGGCUUCCACUUUGCCUGUCCCGGCCUCCACCUCGCCGCAGGACAUUGCGGCAGCUGCUGCUAGUGCAGCCUCGGCAGCUGCUGCGGCGGCCGACGCUAUUGCGAGUGUGGAAAAUCCAGCGCUGCAACCUGAAAAUUUGGACGUAAAUGAGUUCAUCGACGAGGAUUUGAUCUUUGAUAUUAGCCCUCCGCGCUAUGAUCUUACUGCUAGUGCAGCCACCGCAACUGCUGCGACGGCCGAGGCUACUGGGAGUGUGGAAAAUCCAGCGCUGCCACCUGAAAAUUUGGACAUAAAUGAGUUCAUCGACGAGGAUUUGAUCUUUGAUAUGCCUAAUGUUCUUAAGAACAUGGCUGAAGGAAUGCUUAUUAGCCCCCCGCGCCAUGACCUUGCUGGUGAAGACACACCUGCUGAUGAAAAUAUACAAGAUGACAAUUUGUGGAAUUAUCCCUAAUUCAUCGAUCAUCAGCAUCUCUAUCUGAAGUGGCAUUUUCUUCAAAAGUGAUUACCAACAAGAAUAAACAAAAUGUGCAUAAAAUAGGAUUUUGGAGUGUUUUGCAUGCUUGUUCACGAAUUUCUUGCAAAGAAUUUGGCUUGUGUUGGAAAUUAGAAACUCUUAACUCUAUAAUGUUGAGAGUAAUAAAAUGGC